UCGGGGGAGAAAAAGAUACGGAUACGUGUUGUCCCCCUUCGUUUUCGGCCUUUCCUGGUCUUCCUGGGGAAUCCUCGUUGUCACCGCUGGAUUCGCCUCGAAAUUCUGGUCAGAACGCACCCCAAAAGAGGUCCGGGGACAACGCGUAUCCGUAUUUCCCCCCCCCCCCCCCCCAAUCCUGAGCCUGGGGGGGGCGCUACUUGGGCCGAGCACGAUCGAGCCCUCGCCGUUCAGGCUCAAGGCUCAGGCUACGAUCGCGGCUGCUGCCGCUCGCUGCGAGCGCGGCUUUUCGGACAUCCGCCGCGCCCGCAGGCAGUUUCAUCCGGAUCGACUCCCUCGGUGGAAAGAAUUGGGCGGCGACGCCAUCAACGCGGUGCAGUCCACCCGGGCGCCAGCGGCAACGUGUGCGUCACCCAGUGGUCCCAGGUUUUGGACCCCCUUGGCACGCAUGCGGCGACGGUCGUAAGGCACCGGCAGCUAUCCGACUUGCUGGAUAAAUUCGACGAGAAGUUCUUAGGCGAGUUGAAGGGGCAUCAGGUGACGGCAUGGGCGCCCUUCGACACCGAAGCGCUCAACAGGAUUUUGUCCAGCUUUUUCCGCAGGGCCCCAGAAGACAUUCCGUCCUCGCUGAUCCUCCUCGUGCCUCUCCCGUUCUUCCCUGGGGUGUCCUCGGUGGCGCAGUUCUCGGACCUGUGGGGUCACGCCCUCUUCGGGGAGAAGCACGCCGUCAAGAACACUGUCAAAAACAUCAGCCUCUUUCCGCAGCCGAUGGAAAUCGUACUCCCAGGGCUGCGAGGGCCACGACAUGUGUACGUCGAGGGCUUGCGUGCUUCCGCACUGCACGCUCGGGUACGCGGACGCCCCUCGCGAUCGCCCUCCCUCGCGCGCCCUUGCUCCAGGUUCCCAGUUCCGCGAGCAUCAUCGUGGACACUCACCGACGGACCUGAUCCCGACCCUCAUGAGCAAUCUGGCCACCACGGAAUUCCGCGAGUUGCAGCUCCGGGGACCUGAUGUGAGCGUCGGCGUCACCGUGGAGCCCCCCAGGGCAUCGGUUGAAAUGCUCCUGCCGCAUGGCUUCUCCCUGGUUGGGACGGAGAUCCUGAUCAGGAGGAUGAGCCGUUUGGUGCUCUCCCCCGAGAUGCCCAUCGGGAACGAGGAUCUCUACAUUGCGGACGAUGUCCUGAUUCUCGAGUGCCUCUCGCCGGCGGUGAUGUCCAAGGCCGGCCUGUUGCGCUCCGAAAUUCUGUUCUUCUCACCGGAGAACUUUUUGAUCCGGACCGAGGCGUCUGCCGACAACUGGGUGGAGUUGAUGGAACAACUAUGCGGGGAGGGGGAGCGUACUAUCAUCACGAAGCUCGGGUUUCAAGCAAACCUGUUCUGUGGGCGCCCGUUUGCUUUACCUUUACCCUGUGCCACUGCCAUUGCUAUGGCGGCAUCUCGGCGCCGCCGUGGAAAGGCUGGAUGCGUGCCUCAGCUGAUGGACUUUGCGGCGCAGGUCAGGAUCAACGGCGAGCCUGGGCUCCAGGACAAGCUCAUCAUCGACAAGAUCAUGGCCCAUGUCUGCAGCAGCUCUGGCAAUGCUCUGACUGCCUACUCCGAACACUCCAACGUGCCCUCCGGGUUUUGGCAGCACCUCGCCUCCUAUGAUCCGGCGGCCCCUCCUGGGCGAGCUCGCCUUAGUCUUGGGCAGCUAGGAAGAAGUCGCGAAAGUUCAUGGUGCCCUUCAUGGCCAGGUUAUCCAAGUUGGGAGCGACUGGUUGUCGAUCGCCGUGCACAGCGACCUGAUGGAUGCACGACCCCUGGUGGGAAAUGGGGUCCGGGUGCCUUAAGCGAUCCCCGGGCACCCGGCACGGCGGCGGAUUGCCAUUGCAUGUGUUUUGGAAUUCAAACUAUUGAAUUGGAUGGUUCUGCCUAUUGGCUGCUGGGCCUCGACAUCUCCCUCCGCUGCUUCCCUGGUCAGCCGAGUGCUUUGCUCCAGGGCCCCGUGGUCGACAAUGGCAGGAACAUCAGCACUGCGGAUUCGUCUUCCUUCCACGCGUCGCGCUUUCUCCAUAUAUUCCUCUUCUAUGCGGCGGCUUCCCUACAAUAUUCUUCGGCUUCGUCCUUAUAUGCCCGCUCUUCCACUCCAUCUUCUCCCAGGUGCUCUACACGACGAUGCAGGUAAUCAUUGCGAUCGCGAUGUGCCUGUUCAUAUCUUUCGUCGGCAAGCUGUGUUGCGCUCGGUGGGCGCUUCUCCUCAGAGCGGAGGGCGGCAUGCGGAUCUUCGAGGUGAUCAUCCUUUGGUCGGUGAUGCUGUCCCGCGCGGGCGCGGAGGCGUACGCCGCCUGGGACUCCCGGUCCCGCGUGCUCCUGGACAGUGCACUGGCAAGCUCUCCUUGGUUUUUUGGAAUGCUCAGGCGCUUUUCGCAUUGGAUCCGGCUCGCCAGAGGGGCAAGACAAAGUUCGUGCGUUGGCCCAUGGUUUCCCAUGAUAUUGGCUGCUGGUCGGAAUCCCACGGCACGAAUGACACGG
Molecule: messenger RNA, 2511 nt
Organism: Prorocentrum cordatum
Lineage: Eukaryota; Dinophyceae; Prorocentrales; Prorocentraceae
Source: the annotation of a GenBank genome assembly